This is a messenger RNA of Cynara cardunculus var. scolymus (artichoke), 411 nucleotides long. RefSeq lists its product as uncharacterized. The record is from RefSeq and is a predicted model, not a curated record. Lineage: Eukaryota; Viridiplantae; Streptophyta; Magnoliopsida; Asterales; Asteraceae. Bases 1 to 411 code for a protein of 136 amino acids. The transcript has a single exon.
AUGCUGAAGGUUUCUCCGUGGUGUGGUGUACUCCAAUUUAGAAAACAAGGUAAACUCAGUCCAUGUUUUAUCGGUCCCUUCAAGAUUAUCGAACGGGUCGGGAAACAAGCUUACCGUUUAGAGUUACCCAAAGAAUUAGCGGGUAUACAUGAUGUUUUCCAUGUCGGUUAUUUACGAAAAUGUUUGAGCAAACAUGAGGAAGUGGUGCCAUUGUCGGAAGUUAAGAUAAAUGAAAAGUUUCGAUAUGCCGAAGAGCCAGAAAGUAUCUUGAAGGAGCGGACAGUGAAAUUGCGCAAUAGAGAGGUAGAUUUGGUAUUAGUGAAGUGGAAACGUCAUCACGGGUCAAAUUGGACGUGGGAACGCAAGGACGAGAUGAUGGCUAAGUACCCUUCAUUAAUUCCACAACCAUGA